CCGUCAUCUUGUCAGUAGAAGAAAAACAACCAAGAUGAAGUCUACAAUUGCUAUUCUAACCAUUGCUUUGCUUUUCUGGCAAUCCAGCGACGUCCAGAGCACUGAAGUAAGCCAAUGUACUGACGUCUCAUUUCCUACUACUGUGGAAAUCGAAGACUGUGCAGAACAACCGUGUAUUUUGCACAUUAAUACCACUACCAGCAUGACGAUGAAGUUCAAAGCACCUAAAAAUUUGGAACACAUAGUUCCAAUUGCUAUAGCUGAGGUCAUGGGCAUGGAAAUUCAAUAUCCGUUAGACCAAGAUGACGCAUGUGCCGGAAUAGUUAACACCCAGUGUCCUUUGGAAGAAGGAGAAGACGUUGAAUAUACGUUUGACAUGUUUAUUUCGCCGAUCUUUCCGAAAAUUAACCUCACUUUGGAGUUUUCGCUCCUAGAUGAGGAUCAAGAUGAUAGCGCUUUUGAGUGUUUCAAGGUAGAUUUGCAGCUGGAAUGAGUUGUUAUAUGAUUUAAGUUAAUUAAGUUUUGAUGACUAGAGUAUAUAUUAAAUAAUAAUAUUCAUACUGCAGUUAA
Molecule: messenger RNA, 570 nt
Organism: Zophobas morio
Lineage: Eukaryota; Metazoa; Arthropoda; Insecta; Coleoptera; Tenebrionidae
Exons: 3
Coding region: 35-493 (152 amino acids)
Biological process (GO): sterol transport
Molecular function (GO): sterol binding
Source: RefSeq, a predicted model, not a curated record